AUGGCCCAGAAUGUCAUCUUAGUCUCAACGGCAACGACUCUUGGUGCGUUGACCGUGCUGGUGUAUUUAUACUUUACUAAACAUAUCCCGUCGCGUCGCGACCGACGGCAGCGGCCACGAGCGCAGUGGGGUCUGGUGGGAUUCACACACAGCGACUUGGGCACGCAACUGCGGGAUGACGGCGUGGAUGUCAUUUUCGUGCACGGCCUGGGUGCCAACCCCGACACCACCUGGACGGCCACCCUGCCUCCCACCGAGCCUGCGUCCACCAACAAGCACGACAAGACGCAAAAGCAGGUCUGUUGGGUGACGGACUUGUGGAUAGACGACAUACCGGCCGCGGUGCGGCGCAAGACACGAAUAUUCUUCUAUAACCAUGACUCGGGCUGGCGGCGGGACGGGGUGCAGGCGCGAUUGUCGACGCUGGCGGGCCGGCUGCUGCACGAGUUAUGCGGAAUGACACAGGGAUCGGCACGGGCGCUGGUCUUUGUCGCCCAUAGCUACGGUGGGCUUCUGGUCAAGCAGGCUCUCGUGGAAGCGAACACCUUGGGCGUCGAAUGUGAGCAUAUUCGGCAACGGACCAAAGGCAUCCUGUUUCUCGGCACCCCUCAUCGGGGUUCUAACUUUACCACAUUCGGGAGUUUGAUAGCGUCAUGCCUGCGACCAAUUGGGGCGGACGCGUCAAUCUUGCGAGAGUUGGACUACGACUCGACCUAUUUGCAUGACCUCCACACUCACUUCGUCCGAGUUGUCAAGCAUGAACGCGAUGCGUUCACACAGGUAUUUAACAUGUUCGAGCAACGGCCGACGGUGAUGGUGCGGUGUGGGACGUUGCAGUGGGCCCAGCUGAUCGUUCGCGAGAGCUCCGCCACGUAUACCGGCAACCGGUAUGUGCAGAACGUUGGCGUGGCGGUGGAUCAUAGCGGAUUGAACAAGUUUGCUGCGCGCACCGAUGAAGGGUACCAGACGCUGCGGACGGUGCUGCAAGAUCUCCUGCCGCCAGAGCUCCCGCGGAUCGAAGUGCGGCCGUUCAGUCGCGCGCCCCUGUACACUGAGCGCCUGGAGCUUUCAACGAGGGUUAGCCAGCACUUGUGGCCGUUGACCGACGGUGAUGAUGACGGCUUCCGCGCCCUGGUAGUUUAUGGCGCGGGUGGCAUGGGCAAAACGCAGCUUACACUGCAGUACAUUGAAGAAUACCGACACCGCUACAGUCCGAUUCUGUGGUUGGACGCGUCAACGGUGCACAGCCUGCGACACAGCUUCCAGGCAGGGGCAACAGCGUUGAAGUUGUCGGUUGAGCCAAGCCCGGCCGAUCAGGACGGCCCGCUGUCGCGAUCGCCACUCGUGUCGCGGGUCCGAGAGUGGUUGGCGGAUCGCGACGAGGGUGAUGCGCGCUGGUUGGUCGUGGUGGACAAUGCCGACGAGGUUGGUCAUGACUUGAAGGCCAUUAUUCCCCGUGGACGGCGAGGUCACGUGAUCGUGACGAGCCAAACGCAGCAGUCGUCCCAGCUGUUUGAAGUGCGGCCGGCGCGGCUACUGGUGGAUUCAAUGCAGAGCAGCGAGGCGUAUACAUUGCUGGUGAAGCGUAUGAGAGUGAAAAGCAGGCACGUAUCGGCAGAGAAUGGGGAGCUGGUCGAUGCGAUUGCGCAGCGGAUGGGAUGCUUGGCGCUGGCGGUGGAUAUGGCAGGGGCUGGCUUGGCGGACGAGAUUGAUCGCGCCCAUGGCGGGUCGCCGGAUUUGAUCCCAGUGGAGACUGUCCACAAGGUGCUGCAGCAGUAUCUCCAGGACUUUGACGCGCACCGCGAUGAUAUGCUCCGAUACAGCCAACGGGAUGAGUUGUCGGACUAUCAGAAGACGGUAUGGACCUUGUGGGACACGAGUUUCGGCGCGCUGCAGAAGGCUGGUCACUCCCGGGCACUAGAAUAUUUGAUUCUGAUGGCGCACCUCGACAGUGGUACCGCGCAUCACGAGCUAUUUCGGCUGGCUAGUGUAGGGUGGGAGGCCAUGGUGCGUCGCAUGGCGAUCAAUGUAAAUAAUUUGGUGCCCGAUUGGCUUCAGACCAUGCUCCAGGUGCGGGAUGGAGAGUGGGAUGACUUCCACUAUCGGCGCGCGGUCAAGCUCUUGGAGCGAUAUGUGCUGGUGCAGCAAACCAAGGAGGAAUGGCCGGGGACGACGAUGCACCGCAUGAUCCAAUGGCGGGCUCAGAAGGCGGGUGAGGAGGAUGGAGGUGGGUGGCGGGGGUGGGUGUGGUUCGUUAUGGUCGCCGCGGCCAUGCAGACCAAUUUCGAUAAAGGGCGGCCGCGAUUCCGACGGCACUUGGCCGGCAGCAUAAGCGGGAUGGCAAUGGGCCCUGGUGACCACCCGGAUUUGAACAUGAUCAGAAAGAGGGUGCUGGGGGAGGACCAUCCCGACACGCUGACCAGCAUGGACAAUCUGGCCUCGACUUAUUGGAAUCAAGGGCGAUGGAAGGAGGCGGAAGAGCUGGAGGUGCAAGUGACAGGGAUCAUGACGCGGGUGCUGGGAGAGGAGCAUCCCUCCACGCUGACCAGCAUGGCCAAACUGGCCUCGACCUACGGCAGUCAAGGUCGAUGGAAGGAGGCGGAAGAGCUGUUUGUACGAGUGCAGGAGUCCAUGACGACGGUGCUGGGGCCGGAGCAUCCCGACACAUUGAACAGCAUGGGCAACCUGGCGUCGACCUACCAGAAACAAGGGCGAUGGAAGGAGGCGGAAAAGCUGGACGUGCACGUGAAAGAGAUCAGAGCGCGGGUGCUGGGGCAGGAGCAUCCUAAUACGCUGAGCAGCAUGGCCAACCUGGCCUGGGCCUACCGCAAUCAAGGGCGAUGGAAGGAGGCGGAAGAACUGUUUGUGCAAGUGACGGAGACCAGAAAGAGGGUGCUGGGGGGGGAGCAUCCUGACACGCUGAUCAGCAUGGUCACCCUAGCGUCAACCUAUUCUGAUCAAGGUCGAUGGAAGGAGGCGGAAGAGCUGUUUGUGCAGGUUACGGAGAUCAUGAUGCGGGUGCUAGGAAAGGAGCAUCCCGACACGCUGAAUAGCAUAGGCUACCUAGCUUCGACCUACCGCAACCAAGGACAAUGGAAGGAGGCGGAAGAGCUGGAGGUGCAAGUGACAGGGAUCAUGACGCGGGUGCUGGGAGAGGAGCAUCCCGACACUCUGACCAGCGUGGGCAACCUGGCAGUGACCUACGGGAGUCAAGGGCGAUGGAAGGAGGCGGGAGAGCUGGAGCUGCAAAUGAUGGAGAUCAGAAAGAGGGUGCUGGGCGAGGAGCAUCCAUCCACGCUGGGCAGCAUGACGAACCUGGCGUCGACCUAUGGCAGUCAAGGUCGAUGGAAGGAGGCAGAAGAGCUGGUUGUGCAAGUGGUUGGGCUGAUGAUGCGGGUGUUGGGGGAGGAGCAUCCAUCCACGCUGACCAGCAUGGCCAACCUGGCCUGGGCCUAUCACAAUCAGGGGCGAUGGAAGGAGGCGGAAGAACUGGAUAUGCAGGUGAUGGAGAUUAGAAAGAGGGUGCUGGGGGAGGAGCAUCCUGAAACACUGAUCAGUAUGAACAACUUGGCAAACACUCUGAAGGUUACACGGUCGCCUGGUGAAGCCAUGGAUCUACUCGCCACUUGCCUUAAAUUAUGCAACAAGGUCCUUGGUCCUACACAUCCCCACACCAGCACUGUGGCUGACACAUUACUGUUGUGGCAGCAAGAGGAGGAAAUGGCUGCUUUGGAAAGUCCUGUGGCGGUGCUGCCACCCUUUACAGAUCUAUCUUUACGGUCUUCUGGAGAGUGA
This is a messenger RNA of Cyphellophora europaea CBS 101466, 3795 nucleotides long. RefSeq lists its product as uncharacterized. Gene Ontology annotation, cellular component: kinesin complex. The record is from RefSeq and is a predicted model, not a curated record. NCBI's taxonomy places the organism in Eukaryota, Fungi, Ascomycota, Eurotiomycetes, Chaetothyriales, Cyphellophoraceae. Gene Ontology annotation, molecular function: protein binding; ADP binding. The transcript is spliced from 6 exons. Bases 1 to 3795 code for a protein of 1264 amino acids.